CCGGCUUCCGGAGUCCCGGCAGACGCCGGCGGCUUCCCCGCGUGGUUCUCGCUGCUGCCCUCCAGGGUCUGAGCCGCUUCCUAGUCCCCGCCGGCAUGAACCGCUACCUGCUGCCGGUGUCCGUGCUGGGCACCGCGGUGGGCGGCGCCGUGCUGCUGAAGGACUAUGUCACUGGGGGCACUUGUCCCAGCAAGGCCACCAUCCCCGGGAAGACGGUUAUCAUUACAGGCGCCAACACGGGCAUCGGGAAGCAGACCGCCCUGGAACUGGCCAGAAGAGGAGGCCGCGUCAUCCUGGCCUGCCGCGACAUGGAGAAGUGCGAGGCCGCGGCCAAGGACAUCCGCGGGGAGACCCUCAACCCCCGCGUCUGCGCCCGGCACCUGGACCUGGCUUCCCUCAGGUCCGUGCGCGAGUUCGCCAAAAAGAUCAUCAAAGAGGAGGAGCGCGUGGACAUUCUCAUCAACAAUGCGGCCGUGAUGCGCUGCCCGCACUGGGUCACCGAGGACGGCUUUGAGAUGCAGCUGGGCGUCAACCACCUGGGGCAUUUUCUGUUGACAAACUUGCUGCUGGACAAGCUGAAGGCCUCCGCCCCGUCGCGGGUCAUCAGCCUCUCGUCCCUGGCCCACGUGGCUGGGCACAUCGACUUCGAUGACUUGAACUGGCAGAAGAGGAAGUACGACACCAAGGCUGCCUACUGUCAGAGCAAGCUGGCUGUCGUCCUGUUCACCAAGGAGCUGAGCCGGCGGCUGCAGGGCACGGGUGUGACCGUCAACGCUCUGCACCCUGGCGUGGCCAGGACGGAGCUGGGCAGACACACAGGCAUGCACAGCUCCGCCUUCUCCAGCUUCACGCUCGGGCCCAUCUUUUGGCUGAUGGUCAAGAGCCCCCAGCUGGCGGCCCAGCCCAGCACCUACCUGGCCGUGGCAGAGGAGCUGGAGGGUGUUUCUGGAAAGUACUUUGAUGCACUCAAGGAGAAGGCUCUGGCCCCUGAGGCUGAAGAUGAGGAAGUAGCCCAGAGGCUUUGGGCUGAAAGUGCUCGCCUUGUGGGCUUGGACGUGUCCCACGAGCCCCCCGUGAGGGGACAGUCCCGCCCCAGAUAACCUCAGCAGCAGGUUUGAAAAGUCAGCUUGUUCUCCAGAGUAGAGCGGCAAGCUCAAGGAUGCUGGCAGCUAGCCCAGCCUGUAUCACCCUCCAGAGAACAGGGUGGACCCUAUGAGCCCGAGACGGAUGUGGCAGCUACUCCUUCACUGUCCUCCAGGGGGCAGUGUUGGCAACAUGUGACGUUAAAGAUAAACGGGGGAGGCUGCUCUGCUGUUGCCAUCCUAUAGGGCCAGCGUUGGCCUCAAGAACAAAGGCUCUAGAUGCCAAUCUUUUGGCAUCCUCUGGGGAGAUGUAUUGGCACCUGGGAACUUCAUGGGCACUUGCUGUGCCCUCACUGUUCUCUAGUGCCUGUGAUGGCCCCAUCUCUGGUAGCUGUGCACCGUGGA
Octodon degus (degu) is the source of this 1487-nucleotide messenger RNA. It is a transcript of the gene Rdh13, whose product is annotated as retinol dehydrogenase 13. The transcript has 7 exons. The coding region runs from base 96 to 1100 and encodes 334 amino acids. Lineage: Eukaryota; Metazoa; Chordata; Mammalia; Rodentia; Octodontidae. The record is from RefSeq and is a predicted model, not a curated record. Gene Ontology annotation, molecular function: oxidoreductase activity.